ACCAGACCACGUGUGUUCGAGCAGCCACCGGCGAGAUCGUGCCUUGCGUCGCUGCUAAGGUCUUGUGGCUGCAAGGCAUGCCACGUAGAAGGGAAAGGUCCGGUGUCGUCCGCUCGCGACUGAAACGGCUCCUCGGGAUCAUCUCCAAGUCGUACCCGACAGCCGGGCCGCAAGACGGUUCGACACAGGAACCGUACGAAUUGGAGCGGAUCCGAAUCCAGUCGCUUCUCUUCGGCGAUAAGAAGGAAGAAAGAAGUUUGAAAUCCGUCGUCAAAUGGCUUGCGUCAUCGCUUUCUCUGCCCGUCCUCCGUCAUGCACUUCCCACUGCCGACCGAAGCUUCACUCCGUCCUCCAAUGGCGCGGGUUGCACUGUGGCUCAUCCAAAUUCCCAUCGACCGCUCCGGCGCCGCUCCUCCUCACUCACCCCCUUGGGAGAACCCGCCCCGAUUCCACUCCCAGAGCCUCAGUCGGGAGCGCCGAUUAUGUCGUGGAGCCCGGGACGAGUGUUAAGUUCCCCAAGGAGUUGCAGGUUCCAGGCUGCUCCAGCUCUUUGGUUCUACUUGGCACAGGCUAUAGGGAGAAGGUCUUUGCCAUUAUUGGUGUCAAGGUGUAUUCUGCUGGUUUCUAUGCCGAUUUGUCUAUCAGGAAUACAUUUGACAGCUGGAAAGGGAAAUCAUCGACUGAACUUUUAGAGGAUUCCUCAUUGUUCAGUUCCAUCUUCCAUGCACCUUUGGAGAAAUCACUAAAUAUCAUGCUAGUUAGAGACGUUGAUGGUAAAACUUUUUGGACUGCCUUGGAUGAUGUUAUUUCUCCGAGAAUCAAGAAGCCAACGGCCGAUGACGAAUCCACACUAUCAACUUUCCAAAACACCUUUCAAGGGCGUGAUCUUAAAAGAGGAACUAUGAUAUUUUUGACCUGGGUGGAGCCAUCGAAAAUGCUGAUUUCCAUCUCGUCUAGUGGGUUUCCUUCAAAUGUUGAUGCUGAAAUCAAGUCCAUGAAUGUCAACUUGGCACUUUAUGAUGGGUUCUUUGGAGAUAAUCCUGUUUCCCCUACUUUAAAGGCCUCGGUUGCUGAUGGGUUGAGAAUGUUGCAUGGUUAGCUCCAAAUUCAGGUACGUGUGUGUUCUCAAUCAAAGUGAUUCUUAUUUUAUUUUGCAGAACUACAAAUGCAAAAAAAAGAGGAAAUUGCAGGCAUUUUCAAUCACUCAAACAAAUGUUUGGUUGUUAAUUUUAUUCUCUGUUGUGGCUUCACGAUUCUAUUUGCUGCUAAAAAACUAUUUCAAAAAUUGCUUAUCAACUCCAUAUAUUAUCAAUUCAAUUAUAUGUAGUUGGGACUUUA
Musa acuminata AAA Group (dessert banana) is the source of this 1338-nucleotide messenger RNA. Its product is annotated as fatty-acid-binding protein 3, chloroplastic-like. Gene Ontology annotation, molecular function: fatty acid binding; intramolecular lyase activity. The record is from RefSeq and is a predicted model, not a curated record. The transcript has 5 exons. Gene Ontology annotation, biological process: fatty acid metabolic process. Lineage: Eukaryota; Viridiplantae; Streptophyta; Magnoliopsida; Zingiberales; Musaceae. The coding region runs from base 275 to 1099 and encodes 274 amino acids. Gene Ontology annotation, cellular component: chloroplast stroma.